AUGCUUCCCAUCCUCGACCUCAUCACCAUCUCCGUCCUCAUCAUCAUCGUCGUCACGAUCGUCGUCGUGGCGUCGUCGCUGGCGAGCAAAUCUCCACGGGACGCGGCUUCCCCGAAGCCGACCCCGACGCUGCCCUCGCUGCCUUCGCUGCCCGUCCUGGGCAGCCUCCUGAGCCUGCGAGGCACGAGUCAGCCCCACGUCCACCUGGCUCAGCUGGGCCGCACGCACGGCGCCGUGGCACGGAGUCUUCCGCGCCCGGCGGAGCGCGGCGGCGACGGCGGCACUUCGAGGGGAGACUUCGAGGUCGGUGGCGGAGGCGAGGAGGGCGGAGCGGCGAGGAGUGGCGGCGCCCUGGCGCUGAAGCUGGGGGCCCGGCACGCGGUGCUUGUGACCAGCGCGCAGCACGCUCACCACGUGCUCAUCAGGAAGGGUCGCGAAUUCGGGGGCCGCGUGCACGCGGUGACCACAGACAUCCUGUCGAGGGGAGGCAAGGACAUCGCAUUCACGGACGUCGGCCCAUCGUGGCGCUUCCACCGCAAGCUCGUGCUGGGCUCCCUCUACACGAAGACCGGCGGAAUGGGCGCACUCGAGAAAAUCGGUAACGUCACAGCCGACACAACGACCAAGAUCAUUAACAUAUUGCCAUGCAUCUUGUGCGAUGUAUAUCACACGGCUCCACCGAACGUCUUCCCCACAGUAAUGGAGGAGGCGCUGGCGCUCAUAUCAGCAUUGGGAGAGACGACAUCCGACUCCACCAGCAGCGCCACGAGCGACCCGGAGCAGGAGCUGUCCCGCGCCUCCACCAACGUGAUCAUGCGCCUUGUGUUCGGCACGCGCUACUCCCGCGGGGACCCUGGUCUGCAAACCAUGCUGGACUACAGCCGCGGCAUUGUGGAGAUCGUGGCCAAGGACGACCUUGUGGACAUCUUCCCCUGGCUCAGGGUGUUCCCGAGCAUGUCGCUAAGGAAGCUGCGCGCAUGCGUGCGUGCGCGCGACAAACUCCUUGAGAAGCAGCUUCAAGAACACAGGGCCACUUUCCAGGAGGGCGUCACGCGCGAUCUGCUAGACCGUCUGCUGGAGGCGGCACGCGUCUCCCCGCGGCCGCCGGGCGUGGAGCUCACCGACGACCACCUCCUCAUGAUCGCCGGGGACAUCUUCGGAGCAGGGGUCGAGACGAGCACGACGGUGAUGAAGUGGAUCCUCGUCUUCAUGGUGCACCACCCCGAGAUUCAGGGCCGCAUUCACGCCGAGCUGGACGAGGUGAUUGGACGCGAGAGGCCCCCCUGCGCCGGCGACCGUGGUAAACUCCCCUUCAUGGAGGCGACGAUCAACGAGGUGCUACGAAUCAGACCGGUCGCUGCCAUCCUCAUCCCGCACGUGGCCAUGUGCGACACCACGAUCGGCGAGUUUCCUGUGAAGAAGGGCACUGAGGUCAUCGUCAACCUGUGGGCUGUCCACCACGACGAGAGCCUGUGGAAGAAACCCGACGAGUUCAAUCCCGGCCGCUUCCUGUCGCCGUGCGGUCGCCAGCGCCGUUCGAUGGGACCGAACGAGGGCUUCUUCCCAUUCGGCGCUGGCCCACGCGUCUGCUUGGGAGAGGCGCUCGCAAAGCUGCAGCUCUUCCUCUUCACGGCGUCCAUCCUGCAACGCUUCUCAGCAGGACCGAUCCCGGGAAAGGCCCUGCCGGACCUAGAGGGGAUUUACGGGGUCGUCUUGAGGCCCAGGGAUUUCCACGUGGCCCUGACGCCACGGGUGUGAAACGCCGCGCAGGCACUGCUGCUGCUAGGCCGCCUCUAAAAGUCUCUUCCGCGCUCUCUGCGUGCCCCCUGGAUUUAAUAAAAAAAAAUGUACGUGUGAGAAGUUCAGUGUAAAUACGAUUAUGUGGGAAGUCGACGAUUCUUGUCCAAUGCUGGCCCCUGUCAAAGACCGUGGAAUUUCCACCGUUGGUUCAGGGCCACCAACGGAAAUGGUUACCUUGCCUUGUUCCAUUCCCAAUGUUUUGUUCGUAACCGCAUGCAUACAUGCCCUGUGUGCAGGUGUCAUGCGUGUGUGUGUGUGUAUAUUUGUAUUCAUGUGUGUAUUCGCAACAUACAGUCAAUAUUCGUGCGCCGUAAUCCGGUGUUCCUGUAAUUCCGCUAAACCUUGUGCCGAGCGGGGAUUUACAGAAUAAUGAAAUCAACGUAGCACGGGGGUCGUCUCGUGUAUGGUAGUCGUCAUAAUCAAGGGAUCAGCUCGGGUGCAGGUGGAUUGUUAGAUUUAUAUUGCGGGACCAUGGGAGAGACCUUCACGCAGCAGCAGAUUCUUCUUUCGUACGGUGGUUGAAAAAAGCUACGGGCUACAUUUGCAGCUAUACGUUUUGUAAGCCAUGCCACGACAUUCGAAGGUAGCUUGAGUGCAGUCCGCCUGUUACACCAGAACACGGCAUGUAUCGGGCAGGCAGCAGCGGUGACUGGUUGAUGAUCUCAUUUAUUAAAACAUUUAAAAACAAAUUUGACUGUUCAAAAAAAAAUACGUAGGAGGCAACAUCUCGAAAACAGCGUAUGUAAAGAGCGCUUAUUAGAAGCUGAAAUGGCACCAAAAUAAUGAUGGAAUAGAGAGGCGAGCGAGAGCAGGUUGAACCGCUUUUCAGAAGUUCACUUGAUGAUAUGCAGAAUACCGAUGUGCCUAUAAAAGAACGUUUUUAAUCAGUGCAUAUUACCUGCUAUGAUGUAUGGCUCACAUAAACAUUGUCACGAAUGCAUUUUUUAAAAUGCACAAAGAAUGGAGAGACGCAUACUUGGAGUCACACGGAGAGACGGGAGUUCAGCAGAAACGAUGAAAAAUAAGAACCGUGGGGGCCAGGUCAAGGGACGCAGUGAGAGGAUGUCCACCGAAAUGGGUCAACAUCAGCUCGUUGGAUAAUUAUUACAUCGCAUCACAAGUCAACUAUCGCGUUAACAGACUCGGCAAGUAAGCGCUAGUCCUGUAUUUACAAUCCAGCCCAUGCGAAUAAUCUGUCAUUCAUGUUUAAGGCGCACACACGUGCUUAGUCAUAUUCUAUGAAUACGUAACGUCAGUGCAGCGGAUCUUGUAAAUGAAACGAAGUCGCUGGGUCCUCGUUAACAUGUGAAUUCGCUCUAUCCUCUUGCGCACGGGUAAAACUCAAGUGGGAAAACGUGUGGCACGGCUUGUAGCGCUAUAUCGGGAGGGGGGAGCUGCAGGGACAUGCUUCUAAGGCGGUGGCGUCAUCUCAUCACGGUCGAGCUCCGAUUAGCACGGUUGGCUACGUACGGUGCAGAAUAAUUUCAACACACGUACAAGGAAGCGGAAAGAGAAGCGGCAACAACUUUGGUUUUAGUAAUUGAGCUGUAGCGUCGCUCUUUAAAGAAAAAAAAUGUUAAAGACUAAUGUUAAUUAUGGCUGUUUGGAUUUAGACUUAAUAUCCAAUAAGAUGCAGCAGUUGCAGAAGCAUCUUCUUGAUGCGAUAUUUCUGUUCGGAUGUAAGGCCUUAAUGAUUCACGUACCGUGUUCUAUUUCCUGAGACCCAGGUUUAAUCUCUUGUCACAAAAAUGCACAGAAGUUGAAAUGGUAUUAGAAGCUGUUUCAGACCUUCCCAAAUGUGACGUGACAAGGACACACCUCCCCUUUGAAAUGAUGACCUUAAUAUGUUCUCACUCACAGCAUGUGUCUUACAGUCUAUACGUUCAAAUGCGUGAUCUGGUGCUUUCUGUAUGUGUCAUAAAAAACACACAAAGUGUCUCCCUGACACGUGUCAAUUACUUAUACACCUGAGGGUCAAAGUGAAUACGUAUAUGGGACUUUUGUUUUAAAUAUUAAGCAGGCGAAAAUAGUGAUCGACCCGUGUCACCAUAUUGAUAACAUAAAACAUACUACACUACAGCAGAGCAAAAACAACGUCCGUUUUACAGGGGGGAAAUAUUGAAAACAUUUCAGAAAAAUAUAUGAAUAAACUACAAUGUACAAUUGUUGGCCCAGACAAAUUACUUUUAACAGUCAUUUAUGAUGGAUGGAUGGAUGAUAACCCAUUCUCUAAAGUGUGAGGAUGUGUCAUAUGCAGGAGACUCAUCACUUUCCAGGGGCGUUUUCGCAAAGUGAUGGCUUAAGGCCCUGCUGCUCUUCGUACGAGCAAGGGAUACGUGUUCAUCUAAUGACACUGUGAUCUGAUAAUCGUAUGAUUUUACAUCUUUAAUU
Petromyzon marinus (sea lamprey) is the source of this 4191-nucleotide messenger RNA. Lineage: Eukaryota; Metazoa; Chordata; Hyperoartia; Petromyzontiformes; Petromyzontidae. The record is from RefSeq and is a predicted model, not a curated record.